This is a messenger RNA of Desarmillaria tabescens, 600 nucleotides long. RefSeq lists its product as uncharacterized. The record is from RefSeq and is a predicted model, not a curated record. Lineage: Eukaryota; Fungi; Basidiomycota; Agaricomycetes; Agaricales; Physalacriaceae. The transcript is spliced from 4 exons. The coding region runs from base 1 to 600 and encodes 199 amino acids.
AUGAUCCAAACAACGUGUGCCAGCCCCAUAUCCAGACGUGUCAUCGAUGUAUCGGGCGUGCCAGACGUAGGGUACGACAGUAUUGGGAUUGCGUCCCAGGAAACACAGCCCGUGGGAAGUGAUAACGGCGAUGAAGCGCCCCCGACGGUUGGCGGACCUCUAACACAAGAAGUUUAUUCAAGUACUUCGCGUGCGGGGCUCCCGACUGCGUAUGUGUAUGAGAAUCAAGCAGUGCCGAUCUUGGCUGUUGAGGGUACGACGUAUCCAUCAAGGAUGAUGAUUCGCUCUCCAUCUAGCACCGUUUAUUAUGGUGUGGAGUCGACAUCUACUCCGAACAUAUCCUAUGUUUCAUCAAGCUGUGCAUCGACGUGCAAUUUCUCCGCCAGUCAUACCAUGCUGUCAGCCUUCCUGUCUUCUGUUCUCACUGUGCUACUCUACGCAAUUUACAAGCGGCUUCGAGACUAUCUAAGAAGAAUAUUCAAACGGGCGAACAAUGAUUCGGACACAUGCGGCGGAAAUACAGCUCCUCCGUCUCUUGCGUAUUCCGAUUCCAGUGGAGUCGCAGACCCUGGAAAUCAUUUGUGCUCGAAGUUGUCUUAG